ACGGAAAGCCAUUAGCGCAUUCGGCUAUAUUUACGUCCGUAGAAUGCCGAAUUUCAUAACGAAUGUACAUAUUCAUACGGAUAUUGCCGAGUCAACUAAAUGUACCGUGCAGAGUUUAGAAAGUAACAACACGCUAAUAUCACGUGCCUGCUAUGGAAACACAACAAAAAAAUAUUCAUUAAUACCAAGCAAAGACAAAAAUGCGUUUAUCCGAUACUUGUUUACAUUUUAUUGCCACGUAUUGAUCAGCUGGAUCCUAUGAUUUGUUGUUUUUGCGUCAUUGUUUGCCUGGUGAUCAAUUCUGAUGAGCAGGUGAACCAAUUAUAUGAUCACGGAAUCUAACAUUUCAAUAAAUAUUUCAGCAUUCGAUAAAUAAGUGACUUUUACAAAACAGAUACUUAAUCUGAAAGAAUAUAACAAACCGUUCCGAAUCAGAGCAGCGACCGGAUUGAAAAUGGAACCUUCUAUGAUUCAAACAGUGACUGCUAUUGUAUCUCUGUUCAUUCUGAUACAACUUUGCACCAGCGCGGGAUAUGAUGAAGCGUGCACUGAUAAUUCUGCAUGUACCGAAGCCAAUACGUAUUGUCAGGCCAGCGUUAGCCCAACUUGCAACAAGGGAACGUGCAAAUGUCUCAGGCAUAUGGUAUGGGAUGCCAACCACUCAAAAUGCAAGGUAAAAAAGUAUUAUCAUGACAAAUGCAACAUGACCUUGACCGCUUGCCAAGGUGGAAGUGAGUGUAGUGUUUCAGACGGACAGUGCAUGUGCAAUGGAGACACGAAUUUUUACUACGCGUCUCUGCAGAAAUGCAUCGAUCAUACUCCAACUUGGAAAGUGAUUGGAGAAGAUUGUACGACUGUUGAUGACUGCUACCAGGAGAUAUCGGGAGCUGUGAAGUGUGCCAUUCCCACCGGAAGUACAGGGUCGCAGAAAAAAUGCACAUGCGCCCCCGGUUACAUAGAGGACAGAUCUUCGUGCAGAAAACCGCAUUACGGCGAAUCUUGUACAACAACAGUUGACUGUGCCCAGGAGAUUGCCCUCAGUGAAACCUCGGUAGUCGUAGAAACAUGCUCGAACACAUCUCCCAAAAUCUGCACUUGCCCAACCGGUUCCACUGAAAAAUCCAUUGAACGAGACGGUCUUAUUGCAAGUAUUUGCCUUACUGACAGCACAGGUACGCUGUUAUCAAAGGGUACAGCUUGCCAAGCAUACAAUGAGUGUGAAACAUCAAAAUGCAUGAUGUGUCCAGAGGACACGAGUAAAAAAUGCGUCGCUGCCCCAAGCUCAUAAUUUUGAAUGUGAGAAAAAAAGAACAUUUGGAGCAUUUUACAGGGAACACGGGAAAGAAAAAAGGACCUUUAAUUUUGUACGACGAGGUCGAGUUCACGACCAAAGGGCUUUUAAAAUUACGUUUCUCUAGGUUAUUGAAAGUGCAAAGAAAAAUGCCAUAUUUAGAAAGAUACUGAGUGUGAAUGAAUUGUUUUCUUCGCUUUUAUCUAAAGCCUUGAUUGCAGUAUAUUGUAAAAAAUAUUGAUUUCGUUUCAAUGCACGAUGAGUCCUGUUUUUAUCCUGUUGUUUGAUUUAGUCUUCUGUUACAGAGUUGAUCUAAGGAAAGAAAUGAGAAGCUUCCGUUUUGUCCGAUAGAAAAUUUUCGCAGUGUUAGCUACAUAAUAACCUAACCACAUUUAAAGAAUGAAAUAUCUGAUUGUGUACUAUUUUGUAUCUCCCAAAGGGUGUUGCUCUACAGAGGUUGCACUGUAAUUCGGGUCAUGCUUUGUGUUGAUGAUAGUUAAGUUAAAUAUAUGUAUCAUACAGUCACAUGAACUUUACUAAAUAUAGUUAUCUGUGUAUGUUGGGUUUAUUUCUAAAUUCUGUUUUGUGAAUUAAGUAGAUUGUCAUUUAUUUCGCGUUGCUCUUUAUUAACUUUAUUAAUUGUGUGUUUUAGGAUUGUGCGUUUACUGAUCAAGUGUUCGCUUAAUUUACUAUACAAGUUUUGAGCUGAAUGACUAUUGCUUUACGUUGAAAUUAAAAUUUAGACGUUUUCGUCGACCUUGUUAUAUGUUUUAUAUACAGUCACUGUGUUGAUAGUUUUCUGAAAUUCACAAUGUGAAGUGUUUAUAUCGAUAUGUUUUAACCCUUAUCCUGCUAUAUUUCUAUAAUGAACUUGUCCGUCUUUCAAUUUGGACAGUACCAUUAACUGUUGAACGGGAUCCAUACCAAAAAAAUGACUGAAUGGCGAACAGUGCAGGUUAUGAUCAGACUGCACGGAUGCAAGGCUGUGUAGGCUGAUCAUGAUCUGCACUGGUUGCAAAGGCAUUAUCAAUCGUGUCCAGCAUGAUAAGGGUUAUGUGGCUAUUUCUUAGUAUGUAGUGUUUAAUUUAAAGUUUAUUACUUAUUAAAAUUCACGGACCUUUAAAAUUCAGCAUUUUUUCAUCGACCUUUGUCAGUGUUAAUAUUGUUGAAUGCUGAAGCAGAAGUAGUGUAUAUGUUGUCAAUGACUACCUUCGAUCUAACCAUAACUUCCCGCGUUUCCCGUGGCCGAACGGUUAAGGUCGUUGACUU
This is a messenger RNA of Mercenaria mercenaria, 2560 nucleotides long. RefSeq lists its product as uncharacterized. The transcript is spliced from 8 exons. Bases 455 to 1288 code for a protein of 277 amino acids. The record is from RefSeq and is a predicted model, not a curated record. Lineage: Eukaryota; Metazoa; Mollusca; Bivalvia; Venerida; Veneridae.